UGAAAGCAGCAGCUGACGUACCAUUUACAUUGUCAGGAAGAGAUCCUACUUAUAAUUAUAAAGUGGGUUGUCGAUAAAGAGAAUUGUUUUUGUUAUGGGUUGAACGAAUUGAAUUGCCUGUUUCCAUUUACUUAACAAAAUCACUGUUAGCAUGCCACAAAUUGUCCAGGAAACACAUUCUGCAAAUUGAAUACUAGUUUUGAUGCGCCGUAUUGAAGCAGCAGCUGAUCGGAUUAACGUGACCAUCCCCGUCAAUUAUUCAGCUUCUUUGGAUCCUGCUUGAUGGAGUUGUUGCAUGUUUGAACAUUGAUCUUCCCGAGCGGCCGCGUUAAGCCAUUAGUUAGUUCUCCCAAUUACCAUCUCGCGUAUCAGCUGUGAUCUUUUACACCGCGCCGGAAACUAUCGGCGGCAACUUCACAAUUCCAUCACUGGGUUGGGGGGCGCUUGUGUUAUUGUGCCUAUGUACAGUAUACGAAUCUUCCUUGAAAUCCUGUACAGCACGGCGUCGUAUCAGCAUUCCGUAUGUGACUAUAUGCCUACAAGGCCGUAUCAGCCAGGGCGAAAAUAUCGAUUGAACUUGAAAACACAUUUGAUGUACAAACUACCAAGUUGUUUUCUAAGCAUCUUACAUUUCCGGGAUGAAUAUGGGGUUACAUAAUGUCUGCAUUCCAUGCAGUGCCGCCUCGCAAAGCGGUGGCGCUAUGAAACAUUUUGCCUACUUGUGAAUGUCUGUAGUCGUAAUUGGAGUCGAGCUAUUAGGAGCGUAUUGUUCGUUAUAGUACAUUCUCGUUAUGGCUUAUUAUUGUAAUGCUACGCCUUUUAUUUUUUUCAUUGUGAUAAUGCUUCGCUAUGAGUGUUACACCUAUAAAAAUGUGUGAUAUCGAUCCGCGACAGUUUAUCAGCCCUUCGGCAUUCUUUCAUCCGUCUGAGCCGAUCGUUCAUACGUUUGCUGAGCUGGAAAGUGUCGAUUUUCUACCGGACAUAUCCACUCGAGUAAAAACGAAAUUACAUCCAGCACGAAAAAUUAAGGAGUUCACCGGCUUGAUUAAUCGCGCGAAUAUUUGGCUGUGUGACCAUCCAAACUCUUGCGUGCGCAACAUUGAAACCGUUGAUUUUAAACAGCAGAAAAAGGAUGGCCAACCCCUGGUUAAUAAAUCCCAUUACCGUACUUGCGGUGAACGCCCUAAUAAGUUUAUCCGCGGAUUACGAUUAUGGAUCAGUGUUCAACGCGACAUUGCUGUGCAGAACAAUUAUGAAAAAACUGCAGAACAGAUAGAAUUUGUGGAUCUCGUGCCGGACAUCCCCAGAAAGAUUAGAGGUUGUGCUUAUAACAUCGAAGGUGAAACUGAAUGCCUUGGUCAGCUGAUUGACAGGAUUAAUUUAUCCACAAAACAUGUCCUGUCGGCGCGCCGGUUGGCCACAGUUGAAACAUUGCAAGUCACAGUUACCGAUUCUGGCUUGCUGGACUCGGAAGCGUGUUCAUGGAUUGACCGAGAUUAUAUAACUCAGAAUUUCGUGACCGUUUUGAGAAUUUUUAUCACGACUUCAAAGUCAGUGCAACCAGUUAUAGAAACAAUCAAGAUUGCUGACUUUGUUCCAUCGGUUUUAUCACUCAUUGGAGCGGAAAGCAAUGUCCAGCGCCCCCGCAUGGAAACCUUCCCGGCAGUAUUUGCCAAGUGUGCUGCGUACAUUGCCAAACUUCCCGCCGAUCACCGCGUUUUGAAUUUGCAGACGUUGACCUUUCGACAACAGGGAAUGCAGCAUGUUGACACAGCGCAAACGGCUUUUUGCGAAGAUAAUAUGCAUACAUACCAAGUCAAGUUCAUCCGUCUAGCACUGGCCAUCACCCGCAAUGAUGCGGUGGUAGAUGCAGUGCCAAAGUUGCGCACUGGCGUCCAAUUACAGUAUCAGUUGUUUGUCCCCGAACUUUUAUCCCUGCCAGGUUGUACUGGUGAAGUGGAAUUUGAAGAUCAGGAAUCGACAAGACAGCGAUUACAAAGAUGGAUAAAACGCUGUCAUAUUGCUGUCGUGUCGGUCGAAACACAUCAUAUUCGUAUUUUUUGUGGAGCCGAAAAUUUUGAAGGAUUUGACACCAUGCACACAUGGAACCGGGUUAUUCACCAUACCAAUGCCGCUCACAACCAUAUUCAUAAUUUCCUGCACGGACGCACCCAUCACCGACAUGGAAUACGCCUACGCGAGAGUAGUGCCGCGCCGGAAAGAUUUUUGACCAUAUACCGUGCCUAUUACAGUGCCAGUACUUCCGGCCAGAACGACAUGUGCCCUACGCAAACAUUUGUUGAGCAUGUAAUGCUAUCCAAAUCAAACUCCUUGUGCACAGUGCUUUAAAUCGUCCACCAUUGAUCAGGUUCAACAGUAUAAUUAAAUGCUUUACUUACGCGUAGUAAGACAAUGCAUUCUUCUAGUUAAUAGGCAGAAACUAUUUUCAAAGUUUACAGAUAGGUUGAGUCUAUGCUGAGAGUAUCCAUAUAAUUGUGGAAAUUCUUACAAGCUGGAAGUGGUAUUAUCGAGAGAAAUCCAUCAUCAAUGGUAUCGGUUUCAGAAACGCACUCCUUUAAAAGUGUGUCGGUUAAUGACAACGAAAAAUUUUCUGUUAACGAAACAAUUGUCGCCAACAAAAUCGUACAAGAUAGAUGUC
Messenger RNA from Paramacrobiotus metropolitanus, 2659 nucleotides. RefSeq lists its product as uncharacterized. The record is from RefSeq and is a predicted model, not a curated record. Lineage: Eukaryota; Metazoa; Tardigrada; Eutardigrada; Parachela; Macrobiotidae.